AUGUUCCAGGUCCACAGCACCGCCGGCGCCGUCGGCUGCCUGGUGGCCGGAUUGUUUAUGCUCGGCCUCUGGCCGACCGUCUGGGCGCUGGUCGAGCGCCGCGGCCGCAUCCCCAGCCACACCUUCCUGGACUAUGGCAUCAGCUACACCCUGUUCACCGUCGCCGCCGCCGCCGCGCUCGGCCAGGCCGGCCCCUCCUCCGCCGACGCGCCGCCGUUCCUGGACGCGCUGCGCGCCGCCGACCCCCGCCUCGCCGCGCUCGCCGCGACCGGCGGCGCGGCCGUCGCGGCGGCGGACGUGCUCCUGCAGUACGGCGUCGCCUUCCUCGGCGUCGCCGUCGGGCCGCCCGCGUUCUGCGCGGUGUCGCUGCUCUGCUCCGCUGUCGCGGCGUUCUUCCUGGAUGGCCGCCGCAACGCGCCCGCGCUGCUGUUCCCCGGCGUCGCGGCGGCGCUCGCGGCGAUAGCGCUGGGCGUCUGCGCGCACGCCGCUACCAGGGCGGCGCGGCUGGCGCGCGCGGGGGCCGCGGAUGCAGAGACGGGGGACGCUGCCGAGGAAGGCGUCAGCAGCAGCGGCGGCUCGCCGACCGCGGCGGCGGCGGCGGCGUCCCCGCAGCCGCCCAUGCCGCACGACCCUGCGGCGCCGUCGCCGGCCGUCUCGGCCACUGCGCCCCCGCAGCCGCCCCCGGGCGGCCUCCGGCACCGACGGCACAACCCGCGGGGCGCGGACGGCGGCGCCCCCGCCGCCGCGCCGGCCCCCAAGCGCGCGAUCGAGGCCGCCGACUCGCCGCACGCGGGCGCCGCGUUGCUCGGCUUCGCCAUCGUCGUGCCAGGGGCGCUCCUCAACAGCGCCUCGUACGUGCUGUUCGUCGUGGCGGUGAAAGACGCGCUCGGCGUGCUGCCAGCUGGCGCGCCGCGCCUUGACGUCUACACGGCAGCCGCUCUUUAUGCGAUGGGCUUCGGCCUCAUGGCGCUGCUGGUGUCAUGCUGGGCGAUGUACGCGCCCCCGCUGGGCACCCAGCGCUCGAGCGUGUCCGGCUGGGCCGGGGACUGGCGCGGCCGCGCGCUGUGCGUGCUGUCCGGCGCGCUGACGAGCGGCGGGGACAUGCUGCAGUUUAUGGGGGGCGACGCGGCGGGCUACGCCGCAGCGCUGCUGGUGUCGGCGCACCCGCUCGUCGGGAUGGCGGUGGGCGCGCUCGCGCUGCGGGAGCUGCGGGGCGCGGGGUGGCGCGCGGUGACGCUGGUGUGCGCACAGGCGGGGGCCUACGCGGGGUCGGUCGCGCUGCUCGCGGCGUCGGCGGCUUAG
Monoraphidium neglectum is the source of this 1302-nucleotide messenger RNA. RefSeq names its product Ureide permease 4. Gene Ontology annotation, molecular function: transmembrane transporter activity. The coding region runs from base 1 to 1302 and encodes 433 amino acids. Lineage: Eukaryota; Viridiplantae; Chlorophyta; Chlorophyceae; Sphaeropleales; Selenastraceae. The record is from RefSeq and is a predicted model, not a curated record. Gene Ontology annotation, cellular component: membrane. The transcript has 4 exons. Gene Ontology annotation, biological process: nitrogen compound transport.